Engraulis encrasicolus (European anchovy) is the source of this 1712-nucleotide messenger RNA. RefSeq names its product enolase-phosphatase 1 (gene enoph1). NCBI's taxonomy places the organism in Eukaryota, Metazoa, Chordata, Actinopteri, Clupeiformes, Engraulidae. Bases 329 to 1099 code for a protein of 256 amino acids. The transcript has 6 exons. The record is from RefSeq and is a predicted model, not a curated record. Gene Ontology annotation, molecular function: magnesium ion binding; acireductone synthase activity.
AAGUGGGCGAAAUGGGCUCGCUGCCUCUUUCCGACCGUCCCUGAACACACCAGACUAGUUUGUACAGACAUGUUGACCACCCAGGAAUUAGAUUUAGUUUGCUAACCAAGUUUGGGCUCUACUGGAGCACGUGUGUGUGUGUGUGUGUGUAUGUGAAUCUCUGUGGCUGCAUGCGGCUUGGUGGUUAACGUUAGGUUCGUAUUCUCGGAGACACUGCAGCUUCUUGUUCUAAUGCAAAUCCAUUUCUGUCUUUGACACUCCUCGUUCUCUGCAGUGAGUGUGUUGUUGUGUGUGGCCGGGUGCGAGCCUUGCUGUCUUCAGAGCGAUCAUGGCUACAGUGACUGUUCCUGCAAACACCAGUGUGUUUCUGUUGGAUAUAGAAGGCACCACCACACCCAUCACAUUCGUUAAGGACAUAUUGUUCCCAUACAUCAGAGAGCAUCUAGAGGAAUACUUGUCAGAUCACUGGGAGGAGGAUGAAUGCAAACAGGACGUGCAUCUGCUAAAGAAACAGUCGGAGGAGGACCUGAGGCAGCAUCGAGCGUGCCCGGUGGCGUGUGCGUCCCAGUCGGGUCAGACUGAUGAGGAGAAGGCCAUAAGGGAGGUGGUGGAGGGGGUGCUGUGGCAGAUGGCAGCCGACCGCAAGACCACCGCGCUCAAGCAGCUCCAGGGACACAUGUGGAGGGCAGCCUACGCCACAGGGAGAAUACAAGGCGAGGUGUACCCGGACGUGGUCCCUGCCAUAAGAGCUUGGCGUCAGAGGGGCAUGAAGAUCUACAUCUACUCCUCAGGCAGCGUGGAGGCCCAGAAACUGCUGUUUGGAUACUCCAUAGAGGGAGACUUACUAGACCUGUUCGACGGCCAUUUUGACACCAACGUGGGGGCGAAGGUGGAGAGCCAGAGCUACGUGAGGAUAGCGGAGCGCAUCGGUGUUCAGCCCCAGGACAUCAUGUUCCUCACCGACGUCACCAGAGAGGCCAAGGCUGCAGAGGAGGCGGGGCUUAGUGUUGCCGUGGUGAUGCGUCCUGGAAACAUGGAGCUUACGGAUGAGGAGAGAAGCCACUACACGACAGUCACCUCCUUCGGCCAGAUAGCCUGACUACACACACACACACACACACACACACACACACACACACACACACACACACACACACACACACACACACACACACACACACACACACACACACACGGCACCAUUAUGACCUCUCACGUCUGUCCUCUCAGCAGCAGCCCCCCCCCCAUGUGGUGUUUUUAUGUGGUCAGACACUGCGUAGCAAAAUGACAGAAAUGCAGCAUUCGAGAGAGUGUGUGUGUGUGUGUGUGUGUGUGUGUGUGUGUGUGUGUGUGUGUGUGUGUGUGUGUGUGUGUGUGUGUGUGUGUGUGUGUGUGUGUGUGUGUGUGUGUGUGUGUGUGUGUGUGUGUGUGUGUGUGUGUGUGUGAGAGAGAGAGAGAGAGAGAGAGAGAGCAAUGCAAUCACAACAAUGUCCUCAGUGGUCUUAGCAGCUGUUUACACGUAUGUGGAUAUUUCUGAAAGUGCAUCGGUUUGGCCUUGUGUUAACAAGUAACCAGAGUUUUCGAAUGAGCAUUUCAAAACUCCCGUUUGUGGGGGGAUAAAACGAACCUAUCACAAUGGAGUUUUCAUUUUCAUCCACAUGUUGUGUUUAUACAUAAACGGAUUAAAAAUAUACGCAUACAUGUAAUCUGCA